UUGGAAAGUAAGGUGUCGCUCGAUCCCCCGAGACUCGAUCACUACGUCAUCACAUAUACUUCCAAUGAACGAGCCGCGAGAUGAUGUCCAGCCGAGUCCGCGAUAACAAUAAACCCGCCAAAGCAUCUCUCGCGUGAAGACUCCGUUAUCUAUAGCAACAUCUCGUGCUGUGUCGUCUGCAUUUCCCGUUAUGCACCUUCCAUGCAAUGGAAAUAGCUGGACUUGUCCAAGGAUAAAGCUUUUAAUUUCUAUUCUUUGCUACAUGUAUUUUCAUUUUUGAAAAUGAUAUUUGGAGGACACUUGACGCUUGUAUUGAUCGUUUUUCUCGGUUUAUUCGACUAUUCAAUUUGCUUCAAGUGCUUCCGGUGCAUGUCCAUGUUAUCCCCAAACUCGACCUGCGACCUUUCACCCAUUGACCUCGUAGCCAUUGAAUGUGACACCUACUGCUUUACGGAAGUUAUGAUGGCGGCUGGAGUCCAUGUCUACACCAAGCGUGACUGCACACGACAGUUCGACUGCACCGAGGAGUCCACUUGCCGUGAACUCGCCCAUUCGGGCAACUGCAAAGCGUGCUGUCGGGAUAACUUCUGCAACAAAUACACUGGGAGAGCGGUGGCUUAUAACACCAUGGAGUCGAUGGGGGUGUCCCGUCACUAUAGCAACAAUCGUUGGGCGUGGCUCACUACGGCGCUGUCAGUGGGUGUAUAUCUGAGGCAGCUUUCUUCAGCAUCGUAAACCCCGUUUCGCUUUUUACUUUGAUCUAAUUUUGAGCCCGAUUUAAAGACACCAUCUUCGAUUUGUUUGGCUUGUUGUCUGUAAUUGAAAGUGCUUGACUGUGCAUAAUUUUACAGAUCACCAUGGGAGUAAGAAUCUUCUUCACAGACUUGGAACUCUAGUCUUGGCACGGCUCUCCCCGUCUCUUGGGGUUGAAAAAUCAUUUUCAUUUCACCAAGAUUCCAGAUAGUGACAUCGAAUCCUUACAGGUCAUAGUUUCGAUAUCGCCAAGUGUUUUUUUUUUCAAUCAAAGAAAUAUGUGUACGGCGUAGCAAAAAGCACAUGCAAAAAAAAAAAUAAAUUACCUAUUCUGCCGACCUCCUUCUCUUCCUUUUUUUGUUUCCAUAGUUCUGCUAGACAUGAAGGGCCGCGGCGGAACCGGGGGAGGUCGUUUAAUCAAUGUGUAAUACGUCUUACGAAAAAAAAAAACGUAUUUUGCAUGUUCAGCACCCCCGUACUUAAAAAAAAAAGUUUCGAGACCCCUGUAGACUAUUCAAUAUUUAAAAAUAAUGUUGGCACGUACGUUUGCAUCCAAAAUACCCGAAUUGAUAGAACUGCUGAAGCAAAAAUAUGGAUUCCCUUGCAAUUUUCCACCCUUUACUAUCUUAGCUAUAGUUAAUAAGAAUCAUAUUUGUCUAAUAAAAGCAUAUACACUACAUGUAUAUCAAUGCUUGCUCUACUUUCUAAAAUGUGGUUAAUUAAACGGCGGUUAAUUGUGCUUGAAGGACAAUCAAAAUGAUACAAGAUGGAAGUUUAGAAAUCCAGUUGAAUAUGGCCAUCGAUUAAAAGUCCGUUGAAAUAUUCCAAGAAGCGUAACUAUAUAGACAUGUCAAGGAUUUGUCUAAUUGGGAAGAUUGUGCUUGUUUUAUAAAACUGAAUGGUUGAUUUCAUGGGACUGUAUCUGCAAUAAAGAUUUUUAAAAAAAAUCUUUGAAUGGAAAAUGGACGUGUUUUCCUCCGGUGCUAUUUUGCAAUUUUCUGUUUUGCGGGCUUGUGGGCUUGAAAUUUAUUGGUAAAUCCCGAAUGGUAUAGCGAAAAGUGUACUUGGAAUGCAAGAAUACAGAGUCGGGUUUUCUUCUUCUUCAAGGCCGAGACAUUUUGUGCAAAAUAGAGGUCAAAUUAGUUGUAAAUGCAGUGAUAAGCCACCUCGAAAUUUGAGAUUCGAAAUUGGUGUUGCAGACGAGUCUGGUCACUGCUUAGAGUGGCAAUAUCCGGUUUACUUAUUGGUGAAGGGGAUAGGGGCCUUUGGGGCCAUGCCCCCCCCCAAGCCCUCCCCCCAAAAAUCACUACCAAGAUAAAGGAAGAAACUUAAAGGGAAAGGGUGAAAUAAUAAAUAAUUUCUGAAUAGGAUGCCAAAAUUCAUCACGUAAUAAGAUUUCUGUAUUAAAAAGCCCCCCAAAAUUUUUCGCUCAGCUUCGCUCGCUCACAGCCUUAAAAAUCCCCAUACGUCAUUUCUGGCACCCUCCAAAAUUUUGGCUCAGAACACUACUGCUUGCAACUAAUUAUAGAUUGGGUACACUCUAAAAAAUGAAGUGCUAAUUCAGCUCUUAAAGAGCGUGUAUAGUGA
Messenger RNA from Lytechinus variegatus (green sea urchin), 2340 nucleotides. RefSeq lists its product as uncharacterized. The record is from RefSeq and is a predicted model, not a curated record. NCBI's taxonomy places the organism in Eukaryota, Metazoa, Echinodermata, Echinoidea, Temnopleuroida, Toxopneustidae. The transcript is spliced from 3 exons. The coding region runs from base 283 to 735 and encodes 150 amino acids.